Messenger RNA from Scomber japonicus (chub mackerel), 798 nucleotides. RefSeq names its product Kv channel-interacting protein 2-like. Bases 1 to 798 code for a protein of 265 amino acids. The transcript is spliced from 9 exons. The record is from RefSeq and is a predicted model, not a curated record. Gene Ontology annotation, cellular component: voltage-gated potassium channel complex. Lineage: Eukaryota; Metazoa; Chordata; Actinopteri; Scombriformes; Scombridae. Gene Ontology annotation, molecular function: calcium ion binding; potassium channel regulator activity. Gene Ontology annotation, biological process: regulation of potassium ion transmembrane transport.
AUGAAAUCCAGGAGUCAGGACCAGAGUUUGUCUGACUCCAGAGAGCUGGACAGAUCUUAUGACCCGCUCACAGGUAAUCCACCAUCCAAACCCAAUAAAAAGACCAUAAAGCAGCGGUUCCUCAAACUGCUGCCCUGCUGUCAGUCUGACUCCAGCCCUUCAAUUAAUCCAUUCACUAUUUUGUUUCUCUCUCUGUCCCCACAUACAGCGAGUGAGAUUGAUGAGAGUGAACGGUCAAUAGUGCGUUAUAGACCAGAAGGGCUGGACCGUCUCGUACAAAAGACCAACUUCAACAAGAAGGAGCUGCAGAUCCUCUACCGUGGAUUCAAAAAUGAGUGUCCCAGUGGUGCUGUGAAUGAGGAGACUUUUAAAGGCAUCUACGCCCAGUUCUUCCCCCUGGGAGAUUCAAAUAUGUACGCACACUUCUUGUUUGAAGCCUUUGACACACAUAAUAACGGAGCUGUCAACUUCGAGGAUUUUGUUGUAAGUCUGUCUAUCAUCUUGCGAGGCUCCAUCACUGAUAAACUCAACUGGGCCUUUAACCUGUACGAUCUCAACAAAGACGGCUGCAUCACUAGAGAGGAGAUGACAAACAUCAUGCACUCCAUAUAUGAUAUGAUGGGGAAAUAUACUUACCCUUGCAUGAAGGAUGACACUCCCAAGGAUCAUGUUGACAGCUUCUUCCAGAAAAUGGACAAGAACAAUGAUGGAGUGGUCACCAUCGAGGAGUUCUUGGAGACAUGCCAAAAGGAUGAGAACAUCAUGCAGUCCAUGCACAUGUUUGACAAUGUGAUCUAA